Engraulis encrasicolus (European anchovy) is the source of this 2210-nucleotide messenger RNA. It is a transcript of the gene pes1, whose product is annotated as pescadillo. Gene Ontology annotation, molecular function: RNA binding. Gene Ontology annotation, biological process: maturation of LSU-rRNA from tricistronic rRNA transcript (SSU-rRNA, 5.8S rRNA, LSU-rRNA); ribosome biogenesis. Bases 112 to 1860 code for a protein of 582 amino acids. NCBI's taxonomy places the organism in Eukaryota, Metazoa, Chordata, Actinopteri, Clupeiformes, Engraulidae. The transcript is spliced from 15 exons. The record is from RefSeq and is a predicted model, not a curated record. Gene Ontology annotation, cellular component: nucleolus; PeBoW complex.
CAACAAACACGUGUGCUGUUUGCCACCCCUUCAGCACGCAACUGGACAGGCAUACUCUGCCUGCUUCUGUGUUUUACACUUUUUGGGUGUUCGUUGUUGUACAAUUCGACAAUGGGUGGAUUACAAAAGAAAAAGUAUGAGAGUGGGUCGGCCACCAAUUACAUCACCAGAAACAAAGCCCGCAAGAAGUUGCAGCUCAGCUUGGCCGAUUUCAGGCGUUUGUGCAUUUUGAAAGGAAUCUAUCCCCACGAACCAAAACACAAGAAGAAGGUGAACAAGGGGUCCACAGCCCCGCGCACCUUCUACCUCCUCAAGGACAUCCGCUUCCUCCUUCAUGAGCCCAUUGUGGGAAAAUUCAGAGAGUAUAAGGUGUUCGUGAGGAAGCUUCGCAAAGCAUAUGCCAAAGCAGAAUGGACAGCUGUGGGCACACUGAAGGACAACAAACCCAAAUACAAAUUGGACCACAUUGUGAAAGAGAGGUACCCCACGUUCAUCGAUGCGGUGCGUGACCUAGACGACUCCCUGUGCAUGUGUUUCCUGUUCUCCACGUUCGCCCGUACGGGAAAGUGCCACGUGCAGACCAUACAGCUGUGCCGCCGCCUGACCGUGGAGUGGAUGAACUACGUGGUCACCUCGCGCGCUCUCAAGAAGGUGUUCCUGUCCAUCAAGGGGAUUUACUACCAGGCGGAGGUGCUGGGACAGACCGUCACCUGGCUGGUGCCCUAUCAGUUUGCCCACGAUCAUCCUACAGAUGUGGACUACAGAGUGAUGGCCACCUUCACAGAGCUCUACACAACCCUCUUGGGUUUCGUCAACUAUCGCCUGUACCAGACUCUCAACCUCAUAUACCCGCCCAAGUUGGACAGCAAAGCUGAAGUCAGUUUAAAAGCGGAGCAUGAGGGAGAAUAUGCCAUGGACUCAGAAAGCUACCUUGAGAAACUCUCUGCUCUGAGUGCCAGCCUGGCUCGAGUCGUCAGCUCAGCAGAGGAGGAGGAAGCGGAGGUCGAUCACUUCCCUGCUGACGGGGAGGAUGCUGCGGACAUGGAGGCCCGUGAGAGAGAGCAGAUGGAGCAGGAUGCCCACAAGCGUCUCUUCGAGGGCCUCAAGUUCUACCUCAACAGGGAGGUGCCGCGGGAGUCUCUGGCCUUUGUCAUCAGAUGUUUUGGUGGCCAGGUGUCGUGGGACAAGUCAGUCAGUAUCGGUGGCACCUAUGACGUCACAGACGAGACCAUUACGCACCACAUUGUGGACAGACCCAGCGUAGACAAGCAAUAUGUCAACAGGUACUACAUCCAGCCCCAGUGGGUGUACGACUGCAUCAAUGGGAAGAUCAAGCUGCCGGUGGAGGACUACUUCCUGGGGGUCAGCCUGCCGCCUCACCUGUCCCCCUUCGUGGAGGAGAAGGAGGGCGACUACGUACCCCCAGAGAAGCUGAGGCUCAUGGCUCUACAGCGUGGCGAGAAGCCAGAGGCUGCCGAGGAGGAGGAAGAAGAGGAUGAUGAAGACGAUGACGAAGAGGAGGAUGAGGAAGAGGAAGAUAUGGAUGAAGAGGAAGCCGAGGAGGAGAGCAACCUGAAGAAGAUUGAGCAUCAACGAGGACAGGGCAAGGUGCCCUCUGCCAAGGUGACCCCUGGCACGAUGAAACGGGAGGACAAGAAGCGCACGGAGCAGGAGGAGCAGGCGGAGGAGAAGCGGCUGGCCAUCAUGAUGAUGAAGAAGAGGGAGAAGUACCUCUACGACAAGAUCAUGUUCGGCAAGAAGAGGAAAGUCAGAGAGGCCAACAAACUGACUGCCAAGAGGAAGGCUCACGACGAUGAGGCCAAAGCAGGCAAGAAGAAGAAAAAGAAGGCAACGCAGUGAGAAUUCACUUUCGAGUCUCCAAGGACUGGUUUUAUAUUCGCAUCUAACAACGAUUACUUCUAUUUAGAAGUGCAAUUGCUAGACUUCUCAAUAUGUCACCAAUUAAUUAUAUUAUGAGAAUGUGAGAGAACUGUUGUCUAUCAUCAUGUCUGAUUCAAAUCUGAUGAACCUUUACUCUCUGAUCGCAUUGUAUGACUGUGUCUGUAUUCCAGAGCAAUCUAUAUACGUAGGUUGGGUUUUUUUCUGUGGAAUUUUGGGCUGUGUAUCAUUGACAACAUUGUGGUUUAAGCAUUUUGUAUAAUAAAAUAAUAGUAAUUAAAGGUCAAUAAUCUUUUCAACUUCGAACUUCA